UUAGUGGCGUGAAUCCUUGCUAUACUAUGCCUUAGUUUCGAUAGUCAGUUCGCCGUUUUCUUCAAUAUAUGAAAGAGCGUCAAGAGCUGCAAGCUGCACUGAAAAGCGAGAGGAUUGUCCACUCAGAUAUACAGUGCUUGCCGGGUAUGAUUAGAAGCUUGCUGGUACAUGCCGCAUAAUCGAUUGAAUCUGGGUGUCGGUAAACUCUCUUACCGUUCACUUAAUUUAUUGUGCCAUGAAGCCUGCACCAUGUCCCGCUAACAUAAAUUGCCCAUCAUAACGAUAAAGUCGUGCUGAUUGUUGGCCGAGUCACAAGCCCCAGGCGAAACCUGCUCUGUGUAGUUACUCCCGUGAAUAAUAACGGACCGACUCCCGUCAAUAACUGCUAGAAUAUCCAGCACAUUCUUAACUUUCCAAGAAACAAACUUUUUGGAAUUUGAACCAGAUAGACCCCCAAGAGUGGAAGGUAAAAUUGCGAUACCACCCACACGAAACCUGACGAGACUACGACGAGUAUUCUUCCGGCAGUCGGCAAAUUGAUGCGGUAAUUAGAUCGGCUUCACGACAAUAAACAAUGUCAUUGAAGCUUCCCUAUCCAAACGUUUAUAAAUUUCUCAAUAAUUUUUCUGCCCCUGACCAAGGGUCUCCAGAACAAACAUCGAGAAGUCAAGGACUCAGAAAAAGUGGUCCGAGAUCAAAGACGGGCUGUUCAACAUGCAAGUAAGUCGCGUUAGAGUUGUGGAUCCACACCAUUAGGAUUUCUCCACCAGGAAAUCUUUUACGGACAAUCAUCAGACCCGUAACUGACUAAUACAAUAAAGACAGCGACGUGUUAAAUGCGACGAAACCAAACCACAAUGUAUCAGGUGUCAAAACCUCGGUCGGGCAUGUGGUGGAUACGCCCCGGAGCACGCUGAAGAUGUCUCCAAACAGAAUGCAAAUGCUCUAGUACCUAUCCAUCCACGACCGAUAUCUGUGAUGACAUUGGCUCCUUCAGUCGCUAUACUUGGUGACCAAGCCGAACGUCGAUAUUUCCAAAGGUUUUGUGAUAAAACGGCUGCCGAGAUUUGCGGUUCAUUCGAUCCUACCUUCUGGACAGAAAAGGUUCCUCAAUUGUGUCAACAAGAUGCGCCUAUCAGAUAUGCGACUAUUGCAUUGGGUGCUCUAGCAAAAUCCUUGGAGAUCACAUCUUCUCCGACUCGACUAUCACUUUCGGGAUUUCCCCAAAUCGAUCAUCAUCAUUUAGAUGAACACCAUCGUUUCGCUUUGAGGGAGUACAGCAGAGCCAUUGCUUCGUUGAGGAUAAUACUUUCGGACGGCAGAAGACAUUUGAGAACAUCCCUUACAGCAUGCGUACUGUUUAUGACAUUUGAAUCCCUUCAGGGAAGUUACGAAGGUGCUUUGACUCAUCUCAGAGGGGGUUCUCGACUGUUGGCUGAUUGGAGAAUCGCUCGAAGAGGAGGAAGCUCUCGAUUGUCGCAUGAUUCAUUGUCGGAAAUCCAAGAUAGUUUAGUCGAUGACUUGGGGCGGCUAUUUGCUCGUCUUGAUGUUCAAGGUCUUUUUGUUCCACCGCCAUAUCCCGUCCCAAACCUUCUUCAAGAUGAUAUGGAGAUUCCAGAUGAGUUUGAAAGUGUCCAAGAAGCUCGAGAAGUUUGGGAUUUCCUGAUGGCUGCUAUUGGUCAAUUCUAUCGAAAAUCUGUCAUGAAGUCGCAAACUGAACCAGAAGAAUUAUCGACUCCAUAUUGGAACAGGCUUCAUACUCACUACACCACACAACUACUUCGAUGGCGAAAAGCCUUUCAAUCCGUCCAUGUUGUAGAGGCACACACUGGAAGUAUUUCUGCUGAUGCAACCCAUAUGUUAAGCAUCUACUACAACAUCGCCACAAUACUUGUUGCAUCGAGUGUUCCACAUACGGAGAUGUUAUAUGACGCAUAUAACCAUCUAUUUGCGGAGAUUAUAUGUAAGGCUCAGAUCUUACUCUCCAGUUCGGAUGAUGCAAGUAAUACAUCUCGUUUUACUCUAGAUAUGGGAACAAUCCUUCCGCUCGUGAUCACUGCAGUAAAAUGUCGUGAUCGACGAAUCCGACGUCAGGCCAUAGCACUCCUUUGGUCUAAAGCGAGACGAGAAGGACUCUGCUUUGACACGAUUAGCGUAGCAAGGAUCUGCGCGUGGCUUUCGAGUAUAGAGGGAGAAGGUAUUCAGGAAGAUGAUCAACCAAUCCCAGAAUCAUCCAGAUGGGUAAUUUCUUACCUACAUUUGAAUUCCGAAGAAAGAUGGUUGGCGGUGCAAUUGACGUCGAAACAUGGGGAGGAUGGAAAUCCACGGUACAGAGAAACAACAUUUUCUUGGUAAGUGAUGGUCAGAUCUCAAGAGUUAAUUUUCAUGGCAUAGCGAGGACCUCAGAAUGAUUUUGGCAAUGGCGUAGGGAAAGGCUACGGGGACACAGAAGUUAUGGAUGUUGCUAGACAUCCUUUGAACACGGUGGGAAGUGCCAGCCUUCGCUUGAUGAAUCAUGGCAUAUGGGAACAAAAUAAAGGCGCCUCGUCCGACAACAUUCCGUCAAACAGACUCCGCAGGGAGAAAAAGGAGUGAGUGAUUUCGGAUCUCUUUUUGGAGUAAUGAUAUCUAACACAAGCUAUGGAAUCGGAAAUCAGUAUGGUGCUAUGGAGUUUAUGUCUGUUUUAUCAUUGGGGAGGAGAGGGCAAAUACUCGAAUUUGCCUGUGUAUACUAUCAUGUAGUCUUAUUUCCAGCAAUAUCAUUCAUUUCAAAGGUCAAGAAAAGCUGAUUGUUGUUCUUGGCAAAUUUCCUAAAGAUUUUUUGAAGAUAUCUUCUGAGAAUUGUGCAUGGGAAAUUCGAAAAAUGGCAUAUUUCGAAGCAGAUACAUCCCG
Messenger RNA from Sclerotinia trifoliorum, 2892 nucleotides. The record is from the annotation of a GenBank genome assembly. NCBI's taxonomy places the organism in Eukaryota, Fungi, Ascomycota, Leotiomycetes, Helotiales, Sclerotiniaceae.